CAGACUCUUCAGUACUUUCUCCAGCUGCACAGGAGAAGCAGUAGAGUGGGAGAGGAUCGUCGCUCUCUUUUUCUUUAUAAGUGUUCAGUAAGGCGAGGGAGAAUAUGAAGUUGAAUUCCUAGAACACAUCGACAUAUAUCAAGGACACACCGGCAGACAGGCUGUUGCUGCUGACAUCAUGAAGCUGGUAGUGGCUGUGGUGUUGCUGUGUGUCGCAGUGUCUGCUAGGAUGCCCUACGUGCUGCCUGACGGCUUCCAGAACAUCCUGAAAGGGCGCCCUCUCGCCACCACCUUCUCCUGCCACAAUCGCGCCUAUGGUUACUAUGCCGACGUAGACAACGAAUGUGUUGUUUUCCACGUCUGUCAGCCAAUCACUGGCAUUGCUGGGGAGGUGCUGGAGGUAGCUCACUUCUCCUUCAUCUGUGGCCAGGGUAGUAUCUUCAGUCAGAAGUCCCUCACCUGCGCAUUCCCCAGCGAGGCCUUUCCCUGCUCCGAGGCUCCGACCCUCUACAGUUUCUCCAACGAUGGUAUUGGAGACGAUCCAGACAAUGGUGUUGACAUUAUUGACAUAGUCGACGUCCGUAAUGUUCCAAUUUGAGUUGAAUUCGAUGGCAUCGAAGCCAAAGCUUCAUAUUUUAAAAGGUAAUCUUAAAUGUUAUCUAAAAUAAAAUGUAUUUUAACUAUA
Molecule: messenger RNA, 685 nt
Organism: Cherax quadricarinatus
Lineage: Eukaryota; Metazoa; Arthropoda; Malacostraca; Decapoda; Parastacidae
Cellular component (GO): extracellular region
Molecular function (GO): chitin binding
Source: RefSeq, a predicted model, not a curated record